CGUUUUCAUAUUCAAUAUUCAAUUGAAUUCCUUCCUAAUUUGUAUCUCCAUAAAUUUAUCCCUGUCCGGUUUAUUUUCAAGAAUGAUCAGUAUAUAUGCAUAUAUACGUCAUAUGCAUUUAAGUCUCGUUUGUGAAUUUUUCGUUUUAUUUUCUUAGUAAUCUUCGCACGAGUUUCUUAAAUAUUUUUAUUCUAACCGAAUUGACUUGUUUUCGUUUCGUUCUUUUGAUAUUGAUAACUAAAGAGGAGACUAAUAUGUACCUUAAAAUAAUGUUGGUCAUUUACAUAUAUAUUGUUUGAAAGUUGAACAUUAUAAAUAAACAUAAACAAUUAUGCAAUUUUCCAAUUAUUUGUGAAAAAAUAAUUUACUAGUUAUCCCUAAAGAAUGGCAUAAGAUUGAAAGACAUAAAUAAAGUAUACGUAUAAUUGUCUUUCUCAACAUUUUUUAUGCAAAGUGAUUUUAAGAUAUUUUACGUUUGCAGAGAUAUAUUGUAUAUUGUAAGAUACAAGAAACGAGAAAAUUAAUUGAGUAUCCUCGAUUUGUGGUUAAUUUGGAAAAGAAAUUAGAUUAUAUGUAUUAGUUUUGAUCAGCUAUUGUAACAGCUAUUAAUCGAUCUUGCCUGAAUUAUCGAUUAUAACCUUACGACAAAUCUCUAACAUUACAUACGUUAAAUAGUUUUUAAAUAUUCAGUUAAAAAUAUAAUUAGAUAUAAUGAAAUUUCGAGAUUCAUUUAAAUACGUUGGAGCAUUUCAUUUUUUUUCCUCAAUACAAUGUUACAAUUCUUAAGUACAUUGCUAUUCGCAAAAAGGUCAUUUAAAGUGUCAACAGUCCACAUCUGUACGAAGGAAAGCGAAGCUGCCUUUUUUGACACAUAUCAGCUGAUGCAUCAAUACACUGAUACCAUUACAAAAAGCAUUUGUCAGGCAUUCGUAUACCGGACUUACGGUUUUCUUUCUAAAAAUACUGUACUCUUUAACGCAAGCAACAUACAUUACAGUAUAUAUAGCAUAUGCUCUUCCUCUUUUUUCCCUUUAAAUUUUUCUUUUUUCAUCUGAUCUUCAGCAACAAGAUGUAUCCUAACCUUAUAUUAUGCCAUACAAAAUAAUUAUCGUUUCAGGAAAGACCCAUGUAAAGUUUUUCUGUUUAUAACCUUCGUAAAGAUUUAUUGAAAAGUUAUACUGCUAUAAUGGUUUCAAUUAUAUAAAUGUUCUGAAUAAAUAAUGUAUUUCAAAUAUCUUCGAUUAACGACUGGUAGAGCUUUAACAUGUACAAAAAGAAAUCUAUUGUAUAGUACCAAUUAUGGAACAUUUCCGAUUCAAUGUAAAAAACUUGAGAGAAGAUGGCAGGGUUUGAAAUUUCAAAUGUCAAAUUUUCAUACAACUCAAAGAUUAAAUUAUCCUGCACCAUUAAUUCUGUGCUUUGGAUCAAUCUGUUGUGGUCAUUUUGUAAGAAAAUGGUGGUUGAAACAAACUAUAGAACGACAGCAAAAAUAUAUAAGGUGGUUUAAGCGAAGGAAAUAUACUAUUUAUGGUUCUUUGGGAUUUCUAUCUUUCAUUUUAUUUGUUUAUUGCUUGAUACAUUUGGAGGAAGAUCCAGUAAGAAAGAAACCACGUUUAAUUUUAGUUGAUCAAGCUCAACAAAUUGAAAGCUCUAAAAUUAUAUUUCAAGUAAUAGUGCAAAAUCAGAAGAACGUGGUACCAUUGCAUGAUCCCAAAUAUAAAAUAAUUGCCACAGCACUAAAGCGGUUGAUAAACUCUAAUAAAAAUUUAUUUAAAGACACUGAUUGGACUAUUACUAUAAUCCAUCGUAUGUUUAAUAAUAUAGCAUCAUUUCCUAAUGUUAUGAUCUUACCAGAUAGAAAUAUUAUUGUAAUUGUUGACAUCUUCAACUUUAUUAAAAGCAGUGAUCAACUAACGUUUAUUUUAGCCCAUGAAAUGUCACAUGAUAUGCUUCUUCAUAUAUCAGAAACAUUGUCUUUUGGAGUGAUAUACUACGUUGCAACUAUUGUAUUUUCAUUUCUAAUUUGGGUAUUUUAUGAAAGUAGAGCAGCAGCUACACUUUGUUCAACUAUGUACAUAUUGUUUGCUGCCAUUUUUUCUUGGUACAAAAGACAAUCUGAAACUGAGGCUGAUGAAGUUGGACUUGAAUUAGCUGCAAAAAGUUGUAUUGACCCUAGAGAAGUUUUAGUAUUCUGGGAAAUGAUGAAAAAAUUUGAAGAACUUACACAUCAGGAUAAAUUUCAAAUACCAUUAUUUAUGGAUCACCCUACUUUAGAUAAGAGAGAAAAGAGAACUAUCCAACUAAUGCCUACAGCUUUGGAAUUAAGGAAACAAGCCAAGUGUCCUAAAUUACCAGCGAAGGACCCACGAGAUCGUUUACCAUAUUACAUGAAGGAUAUCGAAAAACACAUGCUAAAAAAUUCAAAAAUUUUAGGUAUGCAAUUUUAAAUGCAGCUACAGAUUCUUUUUAUAUAUCCUUGUAAUACGACGAUGAGUUUGAUGAAAUAAAUGAUUCAUUAGUCACAGUUAAA
Messenger RNA from Bombus pyrosoma, 2530 nucleotides. Its product is annotated as metalloendopeptidase OMA1, mitochondrial-like. Gene Ontology annotation, molecular function: metalloendopeptidase activity. Gene Ontology annotation, biological process: protein quality control for misfolded or incompletely synthesized proteins; mitochondrial protein processing. The transcript has 7 exons. The record is from RefSeq and is a predicted model, not a curated record. Lineage: Eukaryota; Metazoa; Arthropoda; Insecta; Hymenoptera; Apidae. Gene Ontology annotation, cellular component: mitochondrial inner membrane. The coding region runs from base 1221 to 2447 and encodes 408 amino acids.